Messenger RNA from Salvia splendens (bonfire salvia), 478 nucleotides. Its product is annotated as subtilisin inhibitor CLSI-I-like. Gene Ontology annotation, molecular function: serine-type endopeptidase inhibitor activity. The coding region runs from base 126 to 389 and encodes 87 amino acids. The transcript has 2 exons. NCBI's taxonomy places the organism in Eukaryota, Viridiplantae, Streptophyta, Magnoliopsida, Lamiales, Lamiaceae. The record is from RefSeq and is a predicted model, not a curated record. Gene Ontology annotation, biological process: response to wounding.
UAUUUCGACAUUUUCAACUAUGCUUGGCCGGCAUACAAAACGUGGACAUCAUUUACUAGUAGUACUAUAUAUACUACUACUACUACUACUCCCAAAAAUUAAUACUGGGAAAUCUUGGAAAUAUAAUGGCUGAGAAACAAAACCAACCAAAAGAGGGUCAUCAAGGUUUAGAAGGAUCUGAAUAUAAACCAGGAAAAACAGAGUGGCCAGAAGUCGUGGGACUUGCCUCUGAAGAAGCAGAGAAUAAGAUAAAGCGAGAGGCCGCGGCUGGCACUACAAUCCAUGUGGUGCCUUCCAAUUCAUUUGUGACAACGGAUUUCCGCAUGGAUCGGGUUAGAAUCUUCAUAGAUUCCUCUGCCAAAGUUGUUAAAACACCCAGAAUUGGAUAAUGUACUUCAAUAAUAUAUUCAUCACUCUGUACCUCGCCAUUUUGUCUGAUUUCCCAUAAUAGUUGAUAAAUAAUUCGCACCUUCUUCUA